This is a messenger RNA of Passer domesticus (house sparrow), 1433 nucleotides long. It is a transcript of the gene CLDN25, whose product is annotated as claudin 25. NCBI's taxonomy places the organism in Eukaryota, Metazoa, Chordata, Aves, Passeriformes, Passeridae. The record is from RefSeq and is a predicted model, not a curated record. Gene Ontology annotation, molecular function: structural molecule activity. The transcript has a single exon. Gene Ontology annotation, cellular component: plasma membrane; bicellular tight junction. Bases 366 to 1040 code for a protein of 224 amino acids. Gene Ontology annotation, biological process: cell adhesion; bicellular tight junction assembly.
UGCCCAGAAUCGCUUUCCCUGCCAAGGCCCUCGCUCCAGGGUGGCCGAGGCUCGGAGGAUUUGCGUGCUUUGGCUUAACCCUCCUGGGCACGGCGAGGCAGCGGCGGGACCCAGCUCGGAGCUACCGCGGGGAUGCACCCGGCUUUUCCUGCUGAGCCGGGCUCUCCUUUUAGCGUGGAAAAACCAACAACAGCUGAAAAACGACCGUGGCCACACCCCGGCGUUGGAGGAGCAGGCUUGAAUUCGCCCCCCCGGGCGGCAGACGCGGCCGGCGGCCGGGCGGACGCUGCUGCACAAGCGUUAAUGCCCGCGGCCGCCGCUCGGGGCGGGUAAGCGGGGCGCGGAGGUUAGCGGGGCGCGGAGGCAUGGCCGGGGGCUGCUGGGCAAAGGCGCAGGGAGCGGGGAUGCUGCUGGCUGUCCUCGGGUGGAUCAGCUCCUGCGUCACCACCUUCGUGCCGCUCUGGAAGAACCUGAACCUGGAGCUGAACGAGCUGGAGGUCUGGAACAUGGGGCUCUGGCAGGUCUGCAUCACCCAGGAGGAGGGGGUGGUUGAAUGCCAAGCCCACGGCUCCUUCCUGGCGCUGCCCCCCGAGCUGCGCAUCUCUCGCCUCCUGAUGUGCCUGUCCAACGGGCUGGGGCUGCUGGGCUGUCUCCUCGCCGCCCUGGGGCUGGAGGGCUGGAGAACCUGCGAGGACAAACCUGGGCGAAAGCGGCAGCUCCUGCUUGGCGGGGGAGCGGCGCUGGGCAUGGCGGGGAUCACCACGCUGGUGCCAGUCUCCUGGGUCGCCUACAACACCGUCCUCGACUUCUGGGACGAGACCGUCCCCGACAUCGUCCCCAGGUGGGAGUUCGGGGAGGCCACCUUCCUGGGGUGGUUUGCUGGAGCCUUCCUGGCCGCUGGAGGACUGCUCCUUGCCUGCAGCGCCCGCUCCACCAGCAGCGCCACGCCGCUGGCCCCCGCCGGCCGCCAGGCCCCCGCUGCACGAGGCCUGCCUGGGGGCCACCCCCUGCACCCCAAAAACGCAGACUUGGUCAUCUAGGGCCUCAGGGUGCUGUGCCCUGUGCGCCUCGUGGCUCUUCCCCUGGCAGGGAGGGCUCCUGCUUGUUUCACAGGAUGAUUUGCUAAUUGCUACGGCAGCUCUGCGGGUUUCUCUCCUUCCUCUGCGUGUCUGCUUCACUUUUUCUCUGUUAAGGAGCAGCAGAUUUCCCUGCAGCACUCACCAAGCAAGUGUGGGAAGGCAAGAAGCAGCAGGCAGCACUUUGUACUGCUGGUGACACCUUGGUACCAUCACUGAUGGGUGACACUGUGUUGGCAUCCCUGGCGAGUCCCCCACAGCCAAGUCUGUCGUGGCUAAUGCUGCGCCCCAGUGCAGCAGCUCUGUCCUUGCAUGUCUGCGUUGCUCUGAUGUAUUUGCAAUAAAUUAUCUUGUCCG